This is a messenger RNA of Perognathus longimembris pacificus (Pacific pocket mouse), 1205 nucleotides long. RefSeq names its product mitochondrial ribosomal protein S7 (gene Mrps7). The transcript has 5 exons. Gene Ontology annotation, cellular component: ribosome. Lineage: Eukaryota; Metazoa; Chordata; Mammalia; Rodentia; Heteromyidae. Gene Ontology annotation, molecular function: mRNA binding; structural constituent of ribosome; rRNA binding. Gene Ontology annotation, biological process: ribosomal small subunit assembly; translation. The coding region runs from base 116 to 844 and encodes 242 amino acids. The record is from RefSeq and is a predicted model, not a curated record.
CUUUAACGCGCGAGAUUGAGACUUUAGGCCCCUGUGCCGUCUUUAACCCGUGUAUCUCGCCAUUCGCUCAGGCGUGCCGAGGGCAGCCCUCGCGGGGUCCUCGAAGCCGGCCAAGAUGGCUGCCCCCGCGCUGAGAACGGCGCCCGGGUGGUCCGGCCUGUCGCUCGGGGUGCUGCGUGCUGCUUGGCAGCUUCCGGGGUUAACCCAGGUGAGAUGGAGCCGCUAUGGCCCUCAAUUCAGGGAUCCCCUAACUGAUAAAGAACAUUACCGCAAACCUCUGGCCGAACUCACCCGGGAGGAGAAAUAUGAGCAGGAGCUCAAGAAAACGCAGCCCAUCAAAGCUGCCCCAUCCGCGAAAACCAGCUCUGUGUUUGCAGACCCAGUGAUCAGUAAGUUCACCAACAUGAUGAUGAAAGGAGGAAACAAGGUACUGGCCAGAUCCCUCAUGAACCAGACUCUGGAAGCAGUGAAAAGGAAGCAGUUUGAGAAGUACCACGCUGCUUCUGCAGAGGAACGGGCAACCAUUGAACGCAACCCCUAUGUCAUCUUCCACCAGGCACUGAAAAACUGUGAGCCUGUGAUUGGGCUAGUAUCCAUCCUCAAAGGUGGCCAUUUCUACCAGGUCCCUGCACCGCUGGCCGACCGCCGCCGCCGCUUCCUGGCUAUGAAGUGGAUGAUCACUGAGUGCAGGGAGAAGAAGCACCGGCGGACUCUGAUGCCCGAGAAGCUGUCACACGAGCUGCUGGAGGCUUUCCACAACCAGGGCCCGGUGAUCAAGAGGAAGCACGACAUGCACAAGAUGGCCGAGGCCAACCGUGCCCUGGCCCACUACCGGUGGUGGUAGAGGGAGGAGCCACUGGAAAGGACCUGUGACCCCUGUGAGUCAAGGACGUCUUUCUUCCCGCAAAGGAUGGAGCAGUGUGCUGAUGGCCCAUCUUUCCUUCAGGGCUACAACUGGUGUCCCUCCCCUGCCCCUAAGGAGGAACUACCCCUCAGGAAUCCCCUCCAAGAAACUCAGGCCACUCUUCUCUUCCCUCAGCUGGGGCUACACAUCUAGACACUGAAAGGAAGCAGUUUUAGUAUGAGAAAGAUUUAUUAGAAAAUCCUCGGCCUGGCCCGGUGAGUGAGUGGCCAUUUCGUUACAGCUGACUGGAGCUUGUCCCAUGGCAGUCAUUGUACAGAGUGUGUCAAAUGCAGUGUCUGCU